This is a messenger RNA of Herpailurus yagouaroundi (jaguarundi), 1263 nucleotides long. RefSeq names its product guided entry of tail-anchored proteins factor 4 (gene GET4). The record is from RefSeq and is a predicted model, not a curated record. Gene Ontology annotation, biological process: protein insertion into ER membrane. Bases 86 to 1063 code for a protein of 325 amino acids. Gene Ontology annotation, molecular function: protein binding. Lineage: Eukaryota; Metazoa; Chordata; Mammalia; Carnivora; Felidae. Gene Ontology annotation, cellular component: cytosol; BAT3 complex. The transcript is spliced from 9 exons.
CGUCGGACGGCCGCCGGGACGGAAGCCGAGAGGCGCUGCCGACCGCGCCUGCGACAGCGUCAGCCCUUCGCGGAGCGCCGGCCCGAUGGCGGCGGCGGCGAUGGCCGAGCAGGAGAGUGCCCGGAACGGCGCCCGGAAUCGCGGCGGUGUCCAGCGCGUGGAGGGCAAGUUGCGCGCCAGCGUCGAGAAGGGUGACUACUACGAGGCGCACCAGAUGUACCGGACCCUGUUCUUCAGGUACAUGUCACAGAGCAAGCACACGGAGGCGCGGGAGCUCAUGUGCUCGGGGGCACUCCUCUUCUUCAGCCACGGCCAACAAAACAGCGCCGCGGACUUGUCCAUGUUGGUCUUAGAGUCGCUGGAGAAGGCGGAAGUCGAGGUGGCCGCUGACCUGUUGGAAAAUCUGGCUAAACUGUUCAGUCUGAUGGACCCGAAUUCCCCAGAGCGAGUGGCUUUUGUGUCUCGAGCCCUGAAGUGGUCCAGUGGAGGAUCAGGGAAGCUGGGCCACCCCCGUCUCCACCAGCUGCUGGCCCUCACCCUGUGGAAAGAGCAGAACUACUGCGAGUCCCGGUACCACUUCCUGCACUCGGCGGACGGCGAGGGCUGUGCGCACAUGCUGGUGGAGUACUCCACGUCCAGGGGCUUCCGCAGCGAGGUGGAUAUGUUCGUGGCCCAGGCCGUGCUACAGUUUCUCUGUUUAAAGAACAAAAGCAGCGCGUCAGUGGUGUUCACAACGUACACGCAGAAACACCCGUCCAUCGAGAACGGCCCUCCGUUUGUGCAGCCUCUGCUGAAUUUCAUCUGGUUUCUGCUGUUGGCUGUAGAUGGGGGCAAACUGACCGUGUUCACGGUGCUGUGUGAGCAGUACCAGCCGUCCCUCCGGCGGGACCCCAUGUACAAUGAGUACCUGGACCGGAUAGGACAGCUGUUCUUUGGGGUGCCGCCCAAGCAGACGUCUUCGGAGGGGGGCUUGCGGGGGAACCUUCUGAGCAGCCUCAUGGGCGCCUCGGAGCAGGAGGGCGAGGACAGUCAGGACGACAGCAGCCCCAUCGAGCUCGACUGACCCCGCCUGGCGGCCCGCACGAAGCCGCCCCGAGCCCGGGCCCCCGCGCCCGGGGGCUCCCGGUCCGCGGCUGCCGUGGCCGCGUUGGCGUCUGCGCGCCCGCCCCGGGCUGCGCCUCCGCCGCGGCUGUGCUGGCUGGGCCGCGCUGCACCUCCAGACUGACCACAAUAAAGCACGGGCCUUGCCGCGCUCCCACCCUC